CGAUCCACGCGCCAACUUUCGUAACUACAUAUUAAUUUAAAUUAUUUUUUAAUUAUUUUUGUAUUAUCACAGUUAAUUUCUAGAUAAGUUUAACAUAGUGUUUUGGAGUGUUUGGUGUAGGUCAGGUGGCUUUUGAUGAGCGUCAGCUGCAAGCGACAACAUAAUGCAUAGGCAGAUGUCUGCACCAGUGGCGAGUCCCCCGGGCGGCGCGGGCGCAACACGUGAGGAAUCCCCACGCCCGCAGCCGCCCCCAGCGCCACGCAACGGAACCGCUCCCAAACAAGGCGCGCUGACGAUAGUCCGUAGAUCGUCAAGCAAGUCCAAGCCAGAGUCCUCACCUCCCACCGACGAGCAGUUGGACCAACUUGACCUGGACACUGAACACUUGCCCGCCGUCGACACGCCCGAUGCGUGCGAUAAAGCCGCUCUUAGAUUACGUUAUCUCCUAAGACAAAUAAAUAGAGGUGAAAUACCGGUUGAAACUCUACAAAAAAACAUUCAGUAUGCCGCUAAAGUGUUAGAAGCUGUAUACAUAGAUGAAACUAAGGUGAAACAGCCACUGGACCAGCCUCGACAGCCGACAACCCUACAAAUGAGGAGGCUUCGCACACCGUGUUGGGCGAGCUCUGUAGAGAAACACGAAGCAAAGCGUCUGGCAGAUGAAGACGAUGAGUUGUCUGAGGUACAACCGGACGCGGUGCCACCGGAAGUGCGAGAGUGGCUCGCGUCUACAUUCACACGGCAGCUGGCAACGGCGAAGCGAAAGUCGGAUGAAAAACCUAAGUUCCGAUCUGUGGCGCACGCGAUCAGGGCGGGGAUUUUCGUGGAUAGAAUCUAUAGGCGUGUCACGAGUACUGCCUUGAUGCAAUUUCCUCAAGAUGUUGUUAGAGUAUUGAAGACAUUAGAUGAAUGGUCCUUUGAUGUUUUCGCAUUACACGAUGCGUCCGCCGGAUAUCCGGUCAAGUAUCUCGGAUACGAACUCCUCAACCGAUAUGGGAUGAUACAUAAAUUUAAAGUACAACCUCCUACGUUGGAAAACUUUCUUAGUAGGAUAGAGGAGGGAUAUUGCAAGUUUCAUAAUCCCUACCACAACAACCUUCAUGCUGCUGACGUAGCUCAAACUGUGCAUUAUAUGUUGUGUCAGACUGGCCUCAUGAAUUGGCUAUCAGACCUAGAGAUAUUCGCAACGUUGGUGGCAGCGAUCGUGCAUGACUUCGAACAUACAGGCACAACUAACAAUUUCCACGUAAUGUCGGGGUCUGAUACAGCACUACUAUACAACGACCGAGCAGUACUAGAAAACCAUCACAUAAGCGCAGCAUUCAGAUUGCUGAAAGAGGAAGAAAACAAUAUACUUCUCAACCUAUCGCGGGAUGAGUUCCGAGAGUUCCGAACAUUGGUGAUAGACAUGGUGCUGGCCACAGAUAUGUCAUUCCAUUUCCAGCAGCUAAAGAACAUGAGGUCUCUACUUACCCUGGCUGAACCCACCGUGGACAAAUCUAAGGCAGUUUCUCUUGUUCUACACUGCUGUGAUAUCUCACACCCAGCCAAGAGAUGGGACCUUCAUCAUAGAUGGACAAUGAGUCUUCUAGAUGAAUUCUUCCUCCAGGGAGAUAAAGAAAGAGAACUUGGCCUUCCAUUUAGUCCACUCUGUGAUAGGAACAACACACUAGUCGCUGAAUCUCAAAUCGGUUUUAUAGACUUUAUUGUGGAGCCAAGUUUGGGCGUAUGCGCAGAUAUGUUGGAAUGCAUCCUAGGCCCGUUGCAUUCGAAUACUAAGAACACAACAAGUACCAGCCAAGGUGCUCAUGGGCAGGAUAAUCCUAGCGCUGAACUCACAAAAUUAAAAAUAAAGAAACCAUGGGUCACCUGCCUGAUGGACAACAAAAAGAUUUGGAAAGAGCAAGCCGCGAAAGAUGCAGAAGAUCGGGCCAAACUAGAAGAGGAGCCGAACGGAGCACCGCCGCAACCAGCAGCUGAAUAAUAUUUGGCCAACCUUGUAAAUAGUGUCAGGCACAGCUGUUCCCAUAUGUUACAUUCGCUCUUUAACAAAGACACUGCAUAGAUCCAUAAAGAUCGUUAUGAAAGUGUUUCAUAUUUUCUUAAUACGUUCAACAUUGAAGCUAUGUUUUCAUAUUGUACGCAACUAAUAUAAUAUAAUGAAACUUGGCAACGUUGUGCUUUAAACGAAGCGAUUGUGGGUUUCAAUAAAAUUGCAAGGUUAUGAAACUGAGAGCUCAACGGCUCAUAUAUCCAAAACCUACGUAAAUAAAAGCGGAUCCACUAUAGAAAUUAGAUAAAGCUUGCUGCUGGAAACUGGAUUCAAUCUCGAGGCUUGAAUUAUAGUUUCGGUUUGGCGGACACAAAAACUCCUGUGGCGCCACCAACCUUGGCCUAUUUCUGGAUGUCAUCGUAAUUUUUGUCAUAAUAAUAAAAACAGACUCAGUUAAUGUACGCUGUUAAGUGGUUAAUAUGAUAUGUAUUUUAUAAACUUUAAUAACGUUAUGUGAUUCAUAAACGCACUUACAAAAGCUUUUUAACUAAAGCUGUAUGUUUGUGAAGCCGUGACAUUAUAACUUACUUGUCAAAUAGAAACAAAAUAAAAUGAUGUGAAAUGUCAAAGUAACGUUAUUAGAGCUAUCUUAUUGGACGCAACUUUAAGGGUAAGAAAGUUGAAUGAAAAACACCUAUACGUCAAAAAUAUAUUAGAUUUUGACAUAUGACAAAUGGGUCAUAAUGGGGUCGCGCUAAGUUUUUUUCUGAAUCUCACCCUAGAUGAUUGAGUAAGAGAGAAUGAUGAUGUACACGUAGUCUUAUACUAUUUAGAUAAUUUGUGUAUCUCUUUCUGUCUAGGUUUAAACUGUGUAGUAGAAACAGAUAAUUAAAGCAUUUGAUCCAUUGAAUAAUACGCACCUUCAAUAUUUUAGCUUGACAGUGACAAUAGUAAUUUAAUUUUCAUUUUUACUGUAACAGUUAUAAUUUUGUAACAAUGACUUAAAUCUAUUUUAAUAUAACUUAGAUUUUCUGUUACCAAAUUAGAUAUUAGGCAGGCAAAAAUAUAGUAAAUAAAACUUCGAUUUGUAAAUUUUUGGAAGACAGCGUAGUGAGUUACAUUCGAAUAGGCGAUAUCCCGCUGAGCGGGAUAUCUAGAAAUAGCAUUUGUAUAUACAUUUCUUUAUUUUACAUGUUAAUGAUAAAAAAAAAAAUAUUUUAUCCUCAAAAGCUGUCUAAAGUAAAGAGGUUCAAAUAACCUUUGACGGAUCUGUUUUUGCGUCAUCCUUUUCAAAUAUUUACACUUCUUUAUCUGCGACGUUACAAGAGUUACGAAUCGUUUACCUAUUUCGCGGCUCGUCAAUCUCAGGUCAUUUUAUAUUGCUAACGCGGAAAUGUCACCGAUACGUCAACGGAAACAAAACUAUUAAAAAAAAGAAUUUAUAAUCUGUUGCAAUUACAUACCUCCAUAAAAAUUACAAUUCUUUGGCGCUGCGUUAUAUAAAAUAAAUACAAUGUUCUAACCACCUGUAAGGUUUCGUUAAUUAACAAUUUGUAAUUUUGUUUUGGAAUAUCAAUCAAUAUUUGACACCCUCUUUAUCUAGGAAUUAACUUUGUUAACCUUAAAUGUAUCUAUUCACCGUACUUAAAUUGUACCUAUACAUAACAGACCUAUAAGUGUGCGUAAAUAUUAUUUUAUUACGAUUUUAAUUUAUAUUAAUAACAAUUAUUAUAAUAUAAACACUAUAAACUUAACAACUACCCUUAUAAUAGUUAAAAGAUAAUUGUAGAUACACAGUUAUUUAUGAUUUGUAUAGAGUUUUUAUUCGAGCAGGCCUCGUAUAUUGUAGAAAACUUGUUUUUCGUGUAAAUAAUACCAUAUGUAAUUUGUAUAUAACAAUUUAUAAAUAUUUUUUUUGUUUAUUAUAUGUUACCAUAGGCUAUAUAAUUCCAAAUAUGCAUUCUUCAUGCAUUUUUUUGCUAUUAAAUAUAAAUUAUACCACGGUACUUAUCUCAAAAUAUACAAAUGUACAUUGAAUUCUAUUUCUGACAAUUGACAGUCGGCUAUAGCAGUUACUUAAAAUUUAAAUAUGUUAUAGAUAUUUGGAUGUAAGUGGCUUAGAUUUACAAAAUGUAAGUAAUAACUAAUUGACAGUCCAACUAUUUUAGACGUUUAUUUCAUCAAGAUCAUCCUUUAGAUCGUAAAUCCUCUAUAGUUAUAUUAAAUGUAGCCUUCAAAAUUUAAUUCGUUCAGUAGCCAUCAUGUUUAUGACACCAACGCACACAAUAAAAAAAAUCUAUUUUUUGCGCUAAAAUUACUAUAGAAACGUUUCGCGAUGGCAGCACCGAUUCCUAUCUAAAUAUUCAUGGAAUUCCGAAAAUGUUAACUAUCUGUUAUCGUUAUUACUAAAUAUAUUCCACAAAUAAUAUAAAUUACGAAUAACCUUUAAUGUAAAUGUUUAAUGUAAGAGCUAUUGUAUUAUAGAAUCGCUGGUUUCGGAGCAACUUUACGUAUAGUGUGUAUAAGAAUAUCUUAUUCGUUAAGUAGAUAUUAAUUCAUAUAAUACGCUUAUUAAUUUUAAUAUUUCUGAUUGAAAUGGCUAAAACUCGACCAAAACCAUAGUUUCUAAAAUAUACCUGUUUCUUGCCAGAUAACAAGAUAUUAUUAGAAGUGAAAAUAUAUCAUUGCCGUUUUUUCUUUAUUUAUAAUUAAAGAGCCAAAAUUUUCAUGUGUUUAAACCAAUAUUUAUAAAAUAUAAUGCAUAUUAUGAGGUUUGGUAAAGAAAGAAUUUUAUAGCCAAUUUCUAAAAUGCCAACAUGUUUUACGUCAACUAAUAAUGUCAAUGUCAUGUGUUUCGUGCAUUUAAUUAAAUCUAAUAAGGGCCUUGAUAAAAAAGAGACACCCAAGUUCAAUUUCAAAAUAUAAGUCGUAUUUACUAUGAACCGUUGAUUAUAUGUAACGGAAUGGAAACGACUCUACAGAAAAAUGUUUCUACAACUAAAACUAACUCCUAUACUUAAUCAUGAGGAAAGUAGUCUAAAACCUCGAAUGAAUAAAGAACUAAUAAAGGCUUACAGUACAUUUAUGAAUAAUCCUUUAGUUUAUUGAUAACGGAAAAAGUAUUUAUAUAAAGAUCUUUCUCACGGACCCACCCUUUUCGUAUUUUCAUAGCAUUCAGUAUUAUUUUACAAGUAUUUAAAAUGUGGGACCAUGCCUUUUAAAUAUCAGAAAACAACCAUAAUCACAUUAGGUCCCAAAAGUCGGGGAAUGUAAGGGUAGUAUUAAUCCAACUGGUGACGCUUAUCGUAGAUGAAAUAUACAAUAGAUCUUUUUAAUAUAUAUUUACUAUAUUAGACACAUAGAGUAAGUAUUAGGUAGUGGACAGUAUGUGUACAUGAGCGCCAUUUUAUUCGGGAUAUAGCUUUAUAAAGUAGAUUUAGAUUCAUACUCUUAAAAAGAAAUUAAUUUGAAAUUCCUAAGAGUUGUACUCAGUGGUUAUUUUAAAUAGAUGUAGCACAGAAAUAGUUUAGUGUCUUAAUGUAAGUCAUAUGUUAUAUACCUAAUAAUAAUCACCUGUAUUUAUUUUUAAAAACUUAAACACUAACGCCUGCAUAAAAAACACGCGCAAUUGUUCCCUUAUUCGCUUACUUCUUAGGUCUUUAAAUUUUCAAAUGUAUUAUCCAGCAAUAGGUAGAGUAAUUUUUUUUACAUGUUAUUGAUUAUUUCCGUUGUUCAAUGAAUAUAUACUUUAUAGAUACCCUUUUCUAUGUAAAAAGCCUGAAUAUUUAAUGUAAUUUUUUAUUCCUUUUCUAUUAUGUAUAUAAGUAGAACACUGAAAAUUAAAUAAAGAAUUUCGU
Molecule: messenger RNA, 5850 nt
Organism: Pieris brassicae (large cabbage white)
Lineage: Eukaryota; Metazoa; Arthropoda; Insecta; Lepidoptera; Pieridae
Gene: Pde1c
Product: calcium/calmodulin-dependent 3',5'-cyclic nucleotide phosphodiesterase 1
Exons: 13
Coding region: 164-1984 (606 amino acids)
Biological process (GO): signal transduction
Molecular function (GO): 3',5'-cyclic-AMP phosphodiesterase activity
Source: RefSeq, a predicted model, not a curated record